GUAGUGUAAGAUGCUGAAUUGUAGAUCUUAUAGAUCUAUUAGAUCUAGCAAUUUAUCCAUAUCCCCUCCAAGCUCCAAGCUAAGGGUAUUUUCUGCGGAAUUCCACAGAGCCUGGGAUUAUGCUUACUCCAAACACGACAACUUCGAACGGUGCGGGAGUCGAAGAGCAUGUCGUCCCCAGUUGGCCGGAACCCAAUGACAAGGUCAUGGCCAAUGAGUCUCCAGUCAAUGGAAAUGAAGGUACCAAGCAUUUAUCUAAUGGUGUAAAAACCAAUGGAAAUCCUACCAACGGCGAAUCUCUUAACGAGUGGUUGAAGAAUGGCCACCAUACAAAUGGGCACAAUGUUGCCGACGUGCCUGUUUGUAGCAACACCGGAAGCGGCACUAUGCCCAUUGCGAUAUGUGGCAUGGCCCUUCGUCUCCCAGGUGGAUUGACGACGCCUCAGGAGUUAUGGGAAUUCCUACUUACCAAGGGCGACGCACGUUCCCGGGUGCCCCAGACUCGAUACAACCUAUCCGCCUUCUAUUCUCCUACUGGAAAACCAGGCACAGUUUUCACCGAGCAUGGAUACUUCUUGGAUGAGAGUGUGGAUUUAGGGGCGUUAGAUACAUCAUUCUUUACGAUGCCGCGGACAGAAGUUGAACGUGCAGAUCCCCAACAACGGUUAUUGCUGGAAGUCGCGAGAGAAUGCUUUGAGGACGCGGGCGUUACUAACUGGAGAGGGAAAACGAUAGGUUGCUAUGUAGGGAAUUUUGGCGAAGACUGGCUUGAGAUGUUCACCAAGGAAACUCAACAAUGGGGUCUGCACCGAGUAGUCGGCACUGGUGACUUCGUACUUUCGAACAGAAUCUCGUACGAAAUGGAUUUGCGUGGACCGAGCAUGACUAUUCGUACGGGGUGUUCGGCAGCCCUUGUGGGGUUGAAUGAAGCCUGCAUGGCUAUCUCUAGGGGUGAUUGCGAAGCUGCACUAAUUGGUGGCGUCAACCUCAUAUUAGCGCCGAACAUGACUACCGCCCUGACAGAACAAGGGGUCAUCUCCAAAGAUGGUUCCUGCAAGACCUUCUCAGCCGAGGCUAAUGGAUAUGCUCGUGGUGAAGCAGUCACUGCUAUUUACGUCAAGCCGUUGAGUGAUGCUAUUAGAGAUGGAAACCCAAUCCGAGCGGUCAUAAGAGCGACAUCACAUAACGUGGAUGGGAAGACUCCUGGAAUGUCGCACCCUAGUACCGACGCGCAAGAAGCAUUAAUGCGAAGAGCUUACGAAGUCGCUGGCAUAACGGACUUCUCACAGACAGCUAUGGUGGAAUGUCAUGGUACAGGCACGCCGGCCGGCGACCCCAUAGAGACUCAAGCUGUUGCUCGAGUAUUUGGGGAAUCUGGUGUUUACAUCGGAUCAUCGAAGCCAAAUCUAGGGCACUCAGAAGGCGCAUCAGGGCUCGUAGCAAUAAUUAAGAUGGUACUAGCCCUAGAAAACCGGACAAUACCACCUAAUAUUCGGUUUACAACACCUAAUCCAAAGAUUCCGUUCAAGGAAGCGAAGCUCACGGUUCCUCUGGAACCUACUCCGUGGCCAGCUUCUCGACUCGAACGUGUGAGCAUUAACUCCUUCGGUGUAGGUGGCGCAAAUGCCCAUGUGAUUCUAGACUCUGCUGCUACCUUCAACGCGUCUGCCACAACACAGAGCACGCCUACUACACCACAGUUACUACUAUAUUCCGCGAAUACCUCGAAAUCACUCACCAGGGCUAUUGAUAAUUAUAAGCAAUGGGUAGAAAAGCAUCCGGAUAAAGUUGCGGACUUAGCCUACACGUUGGCUCUACGGCGGGAGCACCUACAGCACCGAACAUUUGCCAUCGUCAACAAUGGGGUGGCCGAGAAUGCUGCACCACCUAUCAAAGCGGCCCUGAAGCCCAAUGUUGUGAUGGUUUUCACUGGUCAGGGCGCUCAGUGGCCGCUUAUGGGUAAGGAGUUAUUACAGUCUAACGAAACCUUUAAAUCCGCGAUAAAAAUGCUAGAUCAACAUAUAAGAGCUGUAACGGGUAACGCGCCUCCUUACUCUAUCGAAGAGGAGUUACUUAAACCGGCUAGGAAAAGUCGACUCAACACGGCAGAACUUUCUCAACCCCUCUGCACUGCUGUUCAAAUUGCUCUCGUCGACACGUUCAAGGCCUAUGGAAUUGCGCCAAGUGCUGUUGUUGGCCACUCAAGUGGUGAGAUCGCGGGGGCGUAUGCUGCUGGUGCCCUUACAGCCGCAGAGGCAAUCAUCGCCGCCCACCAUCGCGGUGCUGUAACAGCGAAGCAAAAGCGAGCGGGAGCUAUGGCAGCCAUAGGAAUGAGUUGGGAAGAGACCGAGAAACACUUAACUCCUAAUGUCACUAUUGCUUGUGAUAACUCGCCUAAAAGUGUCACAAUCUCAGGCGACAUGAAAGAAGUUAAGGCUGUAGUUGCGGUCAUCAAGAAGUCAAACCGAGAUGUAUUAGCCAGGUUGCUACAAGUUGAUAAGGCAUAUCAUUCAUAUCAUAUGGCGGAGAUUGGGGAAGACUAUCUCUCAUUGAUCGGACAACAGGUAAUCGGGAAUGAGCCUACGGUUCCUUUCUUCUCCAGUGUGACGGGCAAACUGCUGAACGGAGAACGCAAUCUGGGAUCAAAAUACUGGCGUGAUAACCUAGAAUCUCCUGUCCGAUUCAGAGAGGCCGUUAUUAGCCUAUUAAAACAUGAGGUCGGAAAGAACGCCGUUUUCCUCGAGGUCGGACCACAUUCAGCUCUCGCGGGCCCCCUAAGGCAAAUUUUCACUGAGGUCUCUUCACCCGCUCCAUACGUUGCGGCGAUGGCGCGCAAUCAAAAUUGCAUAUCUUCACUUUUAACCGCCAUCGGAAAACUUCAUUCACUUAACGUGCCGAUCGAUUUUGGUGCGGUAUUUCCAAGUGGGACGUGUCUUCCAGAUCUCCCUCGGUAUCCAUGGAAUCACGAAGAGAGCUACUGGUACGAACCUCGGCUAUGUAGGGAUUGGCGUCUGCGGAAGCAUCCGUAUCAUGACUUAUUGGGAGCUCGUUCCACCGAGAGCACCGAGAUCGAACCUGCUUGGCGCAAUAUGUUUCAUCUUUCUAAUGCGCCAUGGAUUCGUGACCACAAAGUUGGGGACGACGUGGUGUUUCCAUUUGCUGGCUAUAUCGCCAUAGCUGGAGAAGCUGUGAGGCAGAUUAGCGAAGUAAACGAAGGAUUCAGCAUUCGGAAUAUCUUGGUUAGUAUGGCUUUAGUCUUGGGUGAAGGCAAACCGACCGAGAUGAUCACUACUUUCCGCCCACAUCGAUUAACCAGUUCUCUGAAUAGUUCGUGGUGGGAGUUCACUGUCUCUUCCUUCAAUGGCCACAUAUGGACCAAACAUUGCACAGGCGAGAUAACAGCAAUAUCGACAAGCCUUAGACCGGCCGAAGCAAUUAAUGAGCUUCCCCGAAAAGUGAAUGCGCGAAAAUGGUAUGAAACUAUGCGGAAGUCUGGGUUGGAUCUUGGAGCGUCUUUUCAAUCGCUUGACGCCAUAGAAACAUCGACCAACUCCGAGAACCGAGCAACCGGAAGAGUGAUCAAUGGCCGACAGGGGGACGAGGCGAGUUAUCAUAUUCAUCCUACGGUUAUUGAUGGGACCCUGCAGAUUAUGAGCGCUGCUGCUGUGAAUGGCUACGCACGCAAAGUCAAGAAUUGGCUUCCGACAAGCAUUGACAAGCUUAGUAUCGUUCGGUGUGGUUCUGAUAUGAUAACAAGCGUGUCGGCGAAGGCGACAAGUAACCAUUCAAUUCUCGGAAGCGGAAGCUGUACUUCUGGAGAUCUUACAGUCCUCGAGGCCUCUGGCAUUCGCAUGACUCCUGCGGACGGCGCCCUUUCGAGUGAUGUGGCGGAUACUCACGCCGCAGCGCGAUACGAAUGGUGCCCUGACAUAGACUUCUUAGAUGUGAAGGAUUUGAUUCAACGACCAGUCGAUCGCGCGCCUCAUAUGGCUCUAGUAGAGGAGCUUGGUUGCCUUUGCUUAUUGUCUUCUCAACGAGCGCUCUCUAAACUAGGGGCUCACUUAGGUCACAUACAGAAAUAUGCGACGUGGAUUGCUUCACAGAAUCAGGCGGAAGAUUUAAUUGGAUUAGAUGACGAAUCUUUACAGGCCCAGAUUGAACGACUUGCAGCUUGUCUCUCUGGAACUCCUGCUGCCUGUGUCGCUAUCGUUCUUCUCCGGAUAUCGACGAAAAUCGAUCUCCUAGUGUCGGGUCAAGCAUUAUCAGAUAUUCUCUCGGAUGACGAGCUUACUGGACUAUAUGAAUUUAUUAAACAGGCAGAUAUAUCGGCGUUUAUCCAAUCCCUGGGCCACUCAAAGCCGAAUAUACAAGUACUUGAGGUCGGGACCGGAACAGGUUCGUUAGUAACUAAUGUUCUUCAGAAUCUUACUCGGUCUGACGGGCAAGUUCUUUGCUCGAAUUAUACCUUUACGUCUACCGGCUUUAUUUCUGGGAAGGACCAGGAAAAGCCUUUCCCUAACAUGGAGUACGCCACUUUAGAUAUCAGCAAGGAUCUCGAAGAGCAAGAAUUUGAAGGCCGCCAAUACGAUUUGGUCAUUGCAUCGAACGCCGUACACAUAACCAAGAACAUCCAAGAGAAUCUGAAGAAUAUCAAGAAGCUCCUUCGUCCUGACGGUCGGUUACUACUACAGGAAUUGUGUCCAUCUUCAAAAUGGAUUAAUUAUAUAUUCGGAUCUUCGCCUAACUGGUGGUACGGUAGCGCUGAUGGCAGGCCAAGUGAGCCUUACAUUGGUGUGAAGAGUUGGGAGUCCGAACUUCUGGCUGCAGGUUUCGGUCGAAUUGAUGGGAUAAUCUUGGACUCAGAUGAACCGCACCAAUUGACAGCGACUAUGGUUGCAAGGCCUUCCAAGUCCACGGAUGCUACGCAGAAAUGCGUGACAGUGCUAUGCGCAGAAGAUGAAAGUGGCACGAGCGAGAUCGUUAACCAUCUGGAGAAGAACGGAUACGAAAUUACGAAAUGUAAGGUAGGCGAUUCCCCGCCUCCUGGACAAGACGUUAUUUCUCUUCUUGAUGUAGCCGGACCGUAUUUCGAAGGGUUGGACUCUGCUCGUUUCGAAUCUUUCAGAAAGUUCCUUCGUGGCCUUCAGGAUGCCGGACUCUUAUGGAUCACGCCCCUUUGCCAGCUCGGAUGUGAAGACCCCAGAUACGCCCAAGUCCUUGGAUUAGCGAGGACGAUGCGCUCAGAGAUGCUAAUUGAUUUCGCAACUUGCGAAGUUGACAAUUUCAGUUCGGCAGCCGAUAAAAUAGUCCAAGUUUUGGCCAAAUUCCAGAGGCGUGAUGACGAUGAUGUCCUUAAGCCAGACUUCGAAUACGCGAUCCGUGAAGGGAAAAUACAGGUUGGAAGGCUAUAUCCAUUUGCCUUGAAGGAUCAACUAUUGGUAUCAGAAUCUAAUGACAAGGCCGUUCUCGAUGUUGGCACGCCAGGGCGCCUUAAAACAUUACACUGGGUGCGACAACCACGCCAAGAUAUCCGUAGCGACGAAGUAGAACUUGAAGUGCACUCCGCUGGGUUGAAUUUCCGGGAUAUCUUAGUCGCCAUGGGCAUAGUCGAGCUCCCUGAACGCCAAUUUGGGCUCGAGGCUGCUGGCAUCGUGACCCGUGUGGGAGCCGAUGUUAAGAAUAUCAAAGUCGGGGAUCGGGUCUGUUUCUUGAAGAAGCAUGCGUUUUCAACCUACCUCGUUAGCGAAGAAAUGUUCUGUGCGAAGAUUCCGGAUCGCUUAAGUUUCGACGAAGCUGCAUCCAUGCUCAUGCCCUAUGUUACCGCUAUCCACUCCUUGAUAAAUGUUGGGUGUCUUGAAAAAGGACAGUCCGUCCUAAUACAUAGCGCAUGUGGCGGAGUUGGGCUAGCUGCCAUCCAGAUAUCUCAGAUGCUGGGAGCAGAUAUCUAUGCGACCGUCGGUAAUGAUGAAAAGGUGCAGUUCUUGAUGGAUAACUAUCACUUACCAAGGAACAAGAUAUUCAACUCUCGAAAUGAUUCAUUCGUGGAAGGGAUUAUGCGCGAAACGCGGGGCGCUGGCGUUGAUCUAGUUCUCAACUCCCUUUCCGGCGAACUUCUACAUGCUACCUGGACCUGCGUUGCCGAAUUUGGUUCUAUGGUUGAAAUCGGAAAGAGAGAUCUGAUCGGCAACGGAAAACUUGACAUGAAUGCCUUCUUGGCUAAUCGUAGCUACUGUUGCGUUGAUAUCGACCAGCUCUGGAAGAAGCCGGCUUUGAUGACAAGACUUAUUCGAUCGACCAUGGAGUUUUAUGAAAAGGGGCUUACUACUUCUAUCCAACCCCUGAAGAUAUUCCCAGCGACCGAAGCCGCAGACGCAUUCCGAUACAUGCAAAAAGGACAGCAUAUUGGUAGAAUCGGUAUUUCUUUACGAAACUCAACAGAAGAUCGUGAUAUCCAUUUCGAGACCAUUUCGAGACCUAAGACUCUAGACUUCGAAAGCUCCGCAUCUUACCUUUUGGUUGGUGGACUUGGAGGCCUUGGGCGUGCAAUCUCUACAUGGAUGGUCGACCAUGGUGCUCGUGAAUUGAUUUACCUCUCACGAAGUGCCGGCGAAGGGCUAAGUGACGGAUUAUUCGUUACUGAGCUUAAAAGUAUGAAUUGUGAUGUUAAGCUUGUGAAAGGAGACGUCACGAAUCUCGACGAUGUCGCCAAGGCAAUAUCGUCAGCAACAUAUCCAUUGAAAGGCAUCAUUCAAUUGUCCAUGGUUCUUCGUGACCAAAAUUUCGAGGCUAUGACUUUCGAUGAGUGGAAUGUGGUAGUGGCGCCUAAAGUCCACGGAACUUGGAAUCUUCACAAUGCGACGAUGGCAGCAGGAGCUGAUCUUGAUUUCUUCGUCCUGUUCAGUUCGCUUUCAGGGAUCAUUGGACAACCGGGGCAAGCGAACUACGCCAGCGGAAAUACAUUCUUGGACGCCUUUGCGCAGUAUCGAAAUGUAUUGGGGCUUGCUGCCUCUGUUGUGGAUAUCGGGGCUGUUGAAGAGAUUGGGUUCAUUUCAUCGCAACAAGGGCUAAUGAACAAGAUGAAAUCUACUGGAUUUAAAGGUGUUACUGAACAAGAACUUCUUGACGCGAUGGCACUUGCCAUGGCUCCUCCAGAAUUUCGUAAAAUUUGGUCCAGCGGUUCUCAUUUUGUUGAUGACAAUACUUUCGUCCUUGGCCUCAGUUCGACAAUCCCGCUUAGCAGCUCCACCAAUCGAGCAAUUUGGAGGAGGGACCGCCGCAUGGCUGCGUAUCAUAACGCCUCGAGCGGGAGUGCAGACGCUGCCGCUUCUAACGAGAUUCUAAAGACUUUUCUCGCUAGUGUUAAAGCCGACCCGUCUCUUCUCAAAGCAGCAGAGUCUUCUAAAACGCUUGCUCUUGAAAUCGGAAAGAAGUUAUUCGAUCUACUACUCAAGCCACAGGAGGACUUGAACACUUCCCUGUCAUUGGUUGAUUUGGGCUUGGAUUCGCUAGUAGCAAUCGAGCUGCGCACCUGGUGGAAACAGGUUUUCGCCUUUGACAUUAGCGUCCUCGAGAUGCUGGGCAUGGGUUCACUAGAUGCCCUAGGCCAACAUGCAGUAGAAGGCUUAUUGAGGGUUUUAGUGGAAAAUGUUGAUCAAAAGGGUUCCGAAUGAGGCCUGAGAGUCCCCCCCUGAAGGAUGAACUAGGGGGCAACUUUGGAUAUCCUGGUGUCUUGUCUGUAUUAUUAGGUUCCUUUUGAAGAUAGGCUCUAUCAGCUGCCGUUUAUGAAGUGCUAUUUUCUCUCCGUCGCAGAGAAUUAUCAUAUGUCACAUCCCAAUCCUUCUCUAUCAGCGUGAAGUGGACUAAGUCAUCCUACCAGGAGAUUUUCGCGCUGCUUGGCGAUCUUGAACAUGUACCCAUAUCCACG
Annulohypoxylon truncatum is the source of this 7924-nucleotide messenger RNA. Its product is annotated as fatty acid synthase S-acetyltransferase. Gene Ontology annotation, molecular function: oxidoreductase activity; fatty acid synthase activity; phosphopantetheine binding. The coding region runs from base 120 to 7670 and encodes 2516 amino acids. The transcript has 6 exons. Lineage: Eukaryota; Fungi; Ascomycota; Sordariomycetes; Xylariales; Hypoxylaceae. Gene Ontology annotation, biological process: secondary metabolite biosynthetic process; fatty acid biosynthetic process. The record is from RefSeq and is a predicted model, not a curated record.